AAAAUGGCUGCCGAUUGUAUCGUGCGUGUAAGAACAUGGAUCAAAGAUAAUCUGAGAGUAUGGCCACCAGUGUACCUUUAAUGUAGGUGAAAAUCUGUGGCCGAGCGGAACCGGAACUGGACAUUAAAUUACUUUGGUGUUUGCGUUUGAGACUAACCAAACGGCUUGAUUUAAAUUUGGCUGUUGCGGUGUGGUCAACAUGCGGUCUGAUAAAGGAAGUAAAUCGUUUACAUUUCAUACACCACAGUUGGAUAUAGGAACACAUAAUGAGCCUGGAAAACCUCGAGUGACACGGCAGCGCCUUCAAGAUCGGUUUGACAACGAAUGCUCUUAUUCGUUAAAAUCAACCAAAGAAGACUUCAAGACGUCACAAAAAAGGUGGACGAAUUUGAAUCUGUCAUCAAUAUCUCUGCUUCCUAUUCAUUCACGUCGUGUUCUGCGAUCCGGGGCUGAUAAAUUGUCCCGAACUUUGAGUAAUGUCCGUACGACGUUUGGCACCCUUUCUCAAAAAUUUCGCUGCUCAACAAGGCGCCGUUAUCGUCUGAAGAAUGAGUCACCACACUCUCCUAUAACUCCACAGACUCGAUCUCGCCAUCUCUUGGGUCGUACUCCAACCAAACUGUACAGUCCUUUUGGAAUUGAGUCUCCAUAUCGGAGAAAUGUAAGAAGUGGUGGCAGCAGAGACAAAGAAAAUGUAACAAGUAUUGGCAAAUGCCCAACUCACCAGAGGGAAAGCACCCAUUCGAGCUGUUGCGGUUCAACACGUGGAUCUGGAUUUUGUUGUCAGAGCACUUUGCAUGAUGGCAAACGCCCGUUUUCUUUCUUUGGCCCAUGGCAGAAGUUUGAUUCAGAUUUGGAAGAAGCUCGUAUUGGCAUCUGGGAAUUUAAUCAGACUGCUAAUGAUAUUGUGAGACGCAGUUUGAGGCACUGAAUCAUAUCUGCACAGUUACUUUAUGUGCCAGUCACUUCGUUUUUAUCAGUAAAGUGAAACAAAAUUUAUUAUCUUUUGUCUUCUGAUAUUUAGCUACCAUGGUAGGUAUUUCAUGAUAUUACCAUCAACAGAAGAAACUGUUGAUAUGUGGUAAUGGUCAGUGUUAUGUAACAUACUGAUUUUGUUCAAUUUAUAUUUGUUGGGAGUAUAUGAGAAAAUACUGUGCAGUUUUUAUGCUUAAUAGCUUCAUUACAUAAACAUAUGGCUGCUGUAAAUCUGUGUAGAGUAUUUGUUUUAUAAUUUUUGUGGAUUUUGAGUGCUGAAUGAAAUAAGUCCCAUGUUUAAAUACUGCAGGUAAGGCAUUACUCAGGAUUUAUUUUCUCAUAAGCGGUUUUAGCAAUCCAUUUCCCUUAUUUUCAUCAAAAUCCUUGCACUUUUGUUGACAAAUGAUUUCUGCUAUGCAGAAAUAGAGGAGACUAGAUUUUAGUGAAAAGGAGUCUACAGAUAUGUUUUAUUCCAAUAUUUUAUAUCAUGCAUAUAUAUGUCAUAGUUUUGUAAGUAAAAUGACUUGCUGUAGAUUACAUGGCUGGAAUUUAAUUCCCAAUAUGGAAAUUACCAUCACUUCUAGAUUAACACUGACGUCCCAGUCUCCUGUCCAGUGGAAAGUGGGGGCUGUUUUCUGGGGGUAAAUUUUGUCAGCAUAUAAAUCUACUUCUAUAUUUCUCACAUAUAUCCAUGUUUAGAUAAUAGACGUUACUUGUUUGGGUAUUACAUGGGUGAUGCACUUUAACUUUUGUGGAUAGAACAGUUUUUUCACACAAAACAAUUCUUCGGUAUAGACAGGAGUGUUCCACCAAAGGGCUAUAAUAUAUUUUCAGAAAUAGAACAUCAAAUGUAAGUACUUGAUAUU
Messenger RNA from Zootermopsis nevadensis, 1841 nucleotides. RefSeq lists its product as uncharacterized. The record is from RefSeq and is a predicted model, not a curated record. Lineage: Eukaryota; Metazoa; Arthropoda; Insecta; Blattodea; Termopsidae.